Cynocephalus volans (Philippine flying lemur) is the source of this 2515-nucleotide messenger RNA. It is a transcript of the gene IST1, whose product is annotated as IST1 factor associated with ESCRT-III. The transcript is spliced from 10 exons. The record is from RefSeq and is a predicted model, not a curated record. The coding region runs from base 226 to 1317 and encodes 363 amino acids. Lineage: Eukaryota; Metazoa; Chordata; Mammalia; Dermoptera; Cynocephalidae. Gene Ontology annotation, biological process: protein transport.
GGCGAGGGAGGGAACCCUGGGCCCUCAGCGCGUGGGUCCCGGCGGCGACGGGAGCGCAGCCAAUGCUUGGGGAGGAGGGCGUGGCUAGCUCUGUCUCGUGGAUCCAUCCGCCCGGGCUUGCUGUGCUGAGGCCGAAGGAGCGGCCAUUUUGGAUGCUGGGCUGUGAUUCUUAAGUUCGUCUCUGCUGUUCUGACGCUUGCAUUUGGCCAGGAGGAACAGCACAGCAUGCUGGGCUCUGGAUUUAAGGCUGAGCGUUUACGAGUCAAUUUGAGAUUAGUCAUAAAUCGUCUUAAACUAUUGGAGAAAAAAAAAACGGAGCUGGCCCAGAAAGCAAGGAAGGAGAUUGCUGACUAUUUGGCCGCUGGAAAAGAUGAACGAGCUCGAAUCCGUGUGGAGCAUAUUAUCCGGGAAGACUACCUUGUGGAGGCCAUGGAGAUCCUGGAGCUGUACUGUGAUCUGCUGCUGGCUCGGUUUGGCCUCAUCCAGUCUAUGAAGGAGCUAGAUUCUGGUCUCGCUGAAUCUGUGUCUACACUGAUCUGGGCUGCUCCUCGACUCCAGUCAGAAGUGGCUGAGUUGAAAAUAGUUGCUGAUCAGCUCUGUGCCAAGUAUAGCAAGGAAUAUGGCAAGUUAUGUAGGACCAACCAGAUUGGAACUGUGAAUGACAGGCUAAUGCACAAACUGAGUGUGGAAGCCCCACCCAAAAUCCUGGUGGAACGAUACCUGAUUGAAAUUGCCAAGAAUUACAAUGUGCCCUAUGAGCCUGACUCUGUGGUCAUGGCAGAAGCUCCUCCUGGGGUAGAGACAGACCUUAUUGAUGUUGGAUUCACAGAUGAUGUGAAGAAAGGUGGCCCUGGAAGAGGAGGAGGAGGGGGCGGGUUCACAGCACCGGUUGGUGGACCUGGUGGAACAGUGCCAAUGCCCAUGCCCAUGCCAUCUCCAAACACUCCUUUCUCAUAUCCACUGCCAAAGGGGCCAUCGGAUUUCAAUGGAUCGCCAGUGGGGACUUACCAGGCCUUUCCCAAUAUUCAUCCACCUCAGAUACCAGCAACUCCCCCAACGUAUGAAUCUGUUGAUGACAUUAAUGCUGAUAAGAAUGUUUCUUCUGCACAGGUUGUUGGUCCUGGACCCAAGCCAGAAGCCUCUGCAAAGCCCCCUUCCAGACCUGUGGAUAACUACGACAACUUUGUACUACCAGAGUUGCCAUCUGUGCCAGACACACUACCAACUACGUCUGCUGGUGCCAGCACCUCAGCAUCUGAAGACAUUGACUUUGAUGAUCUUUCCCGGAGAUUUGAAGAGCUGAAAAAGAAAACCUAGGCCUCUUAAACCAGGCAACUUCAAGUUCUGGGAGUUGAAUCUGAGCAGUUUCAUCUUGUAACAAAGAAUCUCCAUGAAAUUCCAUUUCAUCUAUUAACUGUCACUGAGCAUACUCUUCCUUUGGGCUCUCUUCCUGCUCAACCAGAUUCUGCUGCUUUCCAGUUCUCUAUUAAUCCUAAGAGACUAACAACUGGAGACUCUGAGAUCAGAGCAGCUGGCUCCUGGCAGCUGUGCUUGUCUGUUUCCUGUCAGAAUGAUUCCAGGUCCAACAGUUCCUCCACAGAAGAGUGAGAAGAUGAAAGCAUUGCAGGAAGAGUGCCAAAGAUGGCUGGACAAUGGAGGACAGCACCCCAUGAAGUGUCUCAGCCAUGUGUUGCGAUUCCAGACUUAGAAACAAACCCCUCUGUACAGGGGGAUUGUGGUGAGUGAGAAUCAAGACCAACAUGUGUGUUUUCUCACUCUCUAAUUGAAUGGGAGGGAAAGAAAAAGACUCAGGAAGUCACUGUAAAGGUUCCUGGAAGCUGGGCCCUCUCAUUGGCAUAUACACUACUCCUUGCUGCAGGGUACUAUUCCACCUGGAUCCAGUGGCAAAGUUUAUUUGGGAAGUUGAAGGCCUCUCUUAGUUCUGCUGGAUUCUCAGGGAGCCCUCUGUGGCCUUUUGCUUUAUUUUGAGUGCUAUGUUUCCCUUUUACCAGAGGGCAGCACUGUGGAAAUACCUGUUUUCCCCAUAGGAUGUUCUGUUGGAUUGCAUUAUUGGCAAAGGAAGGACAGGCCACAUAUUGGGCAGAAGUUGUCAUUCAAGCCUAGGGUGGGCUUCCAGCUGCCUUAAUAGAAGUACUCAAGUCUCGGGUAGUGAGCUGGAAAGCCUACAGGAAAGGAGGAGUACCUGUUUUCAUUUGAAAACUUUAUGAUCAAGGGAAUCUUUAAAAACUGAUCUCUGAUAAAUUUUUGGUGCCCACGUGGCUGUAGUUCACUGCUUUCCUGGGUGGAUGAGAAUCUUACCAUCGUAACUUAUGUGCUUUUUUGGCCCUUAGCUAAGGCUAUCCUUCUUCACAGGGGUGGCUUUGGGAUUGGGAGAUACAGCUUUUGCUUCUGUGUGAUGUAUCUAUACAUACCUGAUUCAAGCAACUUUCCUUUAAUAUUUUUGAUUGGUUUGUAUUUUAUAGCUUAGUAGCUGCUAAUAAAGUUAAAGAUCCUG